This is a messenger RNA of Corticium candelabrum, 1083 nucleotides long. RefSeq lists its product as uncharacterized. Gene Ontology annotation, molecular function: nucleic acid binding. Gene Ontology annotation, biological process: DNA integration. NCBI's taxonomy places the organism in Eukaryota, Metazoa, Porifera, Homoscleromorpha, Homosclerophorida, Plakinidae. The coding region runs from base 1 to 1083 and encodes 360 amino acids. The record is from RefSeq and is a predicted model, not a curated record. The transcript has a single exon.
AUGCUAAAGAUUGGACAUGAAUCUCAUCAAGGGCUGGAAAGAUGCAAAGAGCGAGCAAGAGCAGUCAUGUAUUGGCCAGGAAUGACAAAAGACAUCGACCGAGUGGUUAGUCAGUGCAGGACUUGUCUGCGUUUCCGGAGGAGCAAUACUAAGGAGCCUCUUCUGCCGCAUGCACUACCAACAAGACCAUGGAAAAAGCUAGGAGUGGAUAUCAUGAAUUUGAAAGCAAAAGAUUAUCUGACAGUAGGGGACUAUUAUUCCAUAGACGUUCAGCAACUGAGAGACAAGACCUCAUCGUCGGUCAUUAACGCCAUGAAGUACAUGUUCGCUACUCACGGUAUUCCAGAAGAAAUAAUAUCUGAUAACAUGCCGUUUGCAAGCAGAGAAAUGCAAGCAUUUGCCAAUGAAUGGGGAUUCGCCAUUACAACCACAAGCCCGGGGUACCCAAAAUCUAAUGGCUUUGCAGAGAGGAACGUACAAACCAUUAAGAACCUGCUCAGAAAGACACUUCAUGAUGGAGGAGACCCGUACCUGGCGCUCCUCAACCAAAGAAGCACCCCUAUACCGCAGCUGCAAGCGUCCCCAGCUGAGCUCCUCAUGGGCCGCACCUUGAAGACGAAGUUGCCGGCAGGCCCAGGAGUGCUUCAGCCACAAAUGCCUCGUGACGUAUCGGAAGAGCUGAAACAACGACAACGGCAACAGAAGUACUAUCAUGACCAAGGAGCUCGACCAAGUAGAGAACUAUGCCCAGGCGAAGUUGUUCGAGUGCAAAAGGAAAAAGAAUGGGAAUCCGCAGAAGUGAUAAAGCAACACGAGACUCCGCGGUCGUACGUGAUAAAACACCAAGGCAAAGUUCUGCGCAGAAAUAGACGAUAUCUAAACCCCCCACCGCAACCGCUCUCGGAACUUAGCGAGGGAUUGGACUAUGACUCAGACAACGUUGACAAAGACGAUACCAGCCUAGGAGAUCCAUCAGACAGCACAGAACAGGGACAGCAACUCCCAAGCUCGCCAAAGAAGGUGACCAGAUCAGGACGAGAGAUCAAAAAACCGGCACGACUGAAGGACUUUGUUAUUUACUAA